Messenger RNA from Salvelinus sp. IW2-2015, 2079 nucleotides. RefSeq names its product H(+)/Cl(-) exchange transporter 5. Gene Ontology annotation, molecular function: voltage-gated chloride channel activity. Gene Ontology annotation, biological process: transmembrane transport; chloride transport. Gene Ontology annotation, cellular component: plasma membrane; early endosome; synaptic vesicle. Lineage: Eukaryota; Metazoa; Chordata; Actinopteri; Salmoniformes; Salmonidae. The record is from RefSeq and is a predicted model, not a curated record.
AGUAGUGCUCUUUAAUUWAUUUAUUUUCGUGAAGAAGAAGAUGAUCACCUGGGAUCAGCUCUCAAUGUAUGUCGCAACAGGAAGUUGUUGGCAUUCGGGGCAGACAACAACAAUAACAUUAGCAGAACAGCAGAGUUCUCAGUCGAAGUCCAUCCGACAAAUAUUAUCGAUGGAUAACACCGGAUAUUGCAACGAUAGCUUCAAUAGCAUACGAAGUAGUACAAGUGACGAGGACAUGGUGGAAAUAGCAGGGUCGACAUUAGACUUCUCUAACACGGAGGAUGUACCACCCUUGGACCGAGACUAUGGUUCUGGGGAUAACCCAGGUAUGGAGGAGGUGAACGGGGUUCCUAAACUGAUGGACCUGCUUGAUGAGCCUGUGCCUGGGGUGGGCACCUAUGAGGACUUUAACACCAUAGACUGGGUGCGGGAGAAGUCCAAAGACCGUGACCGGCACAGAGAGAUUACCAGUAAAAGCAAAGAGUCUACAUGGGCACUGGUGAACAGUGUCUGUGAUGCUUUCUCUGGAUGGCUGCUCAUGCUGCUGAUUGGACUCAUGUCAGGCGCGUUGGCAGGUGGGAUUGACAUAUCAGCCCACUGGAUGACCGACCUGAAGGAAGGGGUUUGUCUGAACGGGUUCUGGUUCAACCAUGAACACUGCUGUUGGACCUCCAACGAGACCACCUUCCAAGAGAGGGACAAAUGUCCACAGUGGAAAAGCUGGGCUGAGCUCAUUAUCGGCACAACAGAGGGUCCCUUUGCGUACAUUAUGAACUACCUAAUGUACGUGUGCUGGGCUCUGCUAUUCUCCUUCCUGGCCGUGACACUGGUCAGGGCCUUCGCCCCCUAUGCCUGUGGUUCUGGAAUCCCAGAGAUCAAAACCAUAUUGAGUGGUUUCAUCAUCCGAGGGUAUCUGGGGAAGUGGACCCUGGUGAUUAAGACCAUCACCCUGGUCCUGGCUGUGUCGUCGGGGCUCAGCCUGGGGAAGGAGGGGCCCCUGGUCCACGUGGCCUGCUGCUGUGGCAACAUCCUCUGCCACCUCUUCACCAAGUACCGCAAGAAUGAGGCCAAGCGCAGAGAGGUUCUCUCUGCCGCUGCAGCAGUUGGUGUGUCUGUGGCUUUUGGGGCCCCCAUAGGAGGAGUGCUCUUCAGUCUGGAGGAGGUGAGCUACUACUUCCCUCUGAAGACCCUGUGGCGGUCGUUCUUCGCAGCCCUGGUGGCAGCCUUCACCCUGCGCUCCAUCAACCCGUUUGGCAACAGCCGCCUGGUGCUGUUCUACGUGGAGUUCCACACCCCCUGGCACCUCCUGGAGCUUGUACCCUUCAUCCUCCUGGGCAUCUUCGGGGGCAUCUGGGGCGCCUUCUUCAUCCGCGCCAACAUCGCGUGGUGCCGGAGGCGUAAGACCACGUGGCUGGGCCACUACCCGGUCCUGGAGGUGCUGGUUGUCACCGCGGUGACGGCGGUGGUGGCUUUCCCUAACAGCUACACCCGCACUAGCACCAGUGAGCUCAUCUCUGAGCUCUUCAACGACUGUGGCCUGCUGGACUCCUCCAAGCUAUGUAACUAUGACAAUGCCAACGUCACCAAGAGCAGCAACGAGCUGCCGGACCGCCCGGCUGGAAAUGAUGUUUACACGGCCAUGUGGCAGCUGUCCCUGGCCCUGGUCUUUAAGAUGCUCAUCACCGUGGUUACCUUCGGCAUGAAGGUUCCCUCUGGUCUGUUCAUACCCAGCAUGGCGGUAGGGGCGAUCGCAGGCAGGCUGCUGGGAAUAGGCAUGGAGCAGCUGGCCUACUACCACCAUGACUGGGUGAUCUUUAGGGGUUGGUGUUCUCCUGGUGCUGACUGCAUCACCCCAGGCCUCUACGCCAUGGUGGGGGCUGCUGCCUGCUUAGGUAAGGCCUGCGUGGCUACUGUAUGUUGGCACCUUGCAUGUUUAACAGCUUUUCCUUCACUUGUUUUGUCUUUAUUCUAGGCUCCUUUUUCCUGGUUAAAUGUUGUCUUGUGGUUAGAGGUCGACCGAUUAUGAUUUUUCAACACCGAUACCGAUUUAUUGGAGGACCAAAAAAGCUGAUACCGAUU